UUUUGUGGGCGGGUUUUAUUUCGUCCACAAGACGUUUGGCUAAGCUACAUAGCUAGCUAGCUACGUGUGCUGUAUUGUAUAAACAUCCUAAAUAACUUUCGGUCCUUCAGAACUACAGGAGGAGAAACAUGCCUAUUUUUAACGGAAAGCAAGACGUUGUGUUUGAGGAAGAUGAUUUGCCGUAUGAGGAAGAAAUCAUCAGGAACCCGUACUCGGUGAAGUGCUGGAUGCGCUACAUCGAGCACAAACAGAACGCACCCAAGUCAGUGCUGAAUAUGAUUUACGAACGAGCGCUUAAAGAGCUACCGGGCAGUUAUAAAUUGUGGUACAAUUACCUGAGAGAGAGAAGGAAGCAGAUCAAAGGAAAAUGCAUCACAGAUCCAGUGUACGAGGAGGUCAACAACUGCCACGAGAGAGCGCUGGUCUUCAUGCACAAGAUGCCGAGGAUUUGGCUGGAUUACUGUCAGUUCAUCGUGUCUCAGUGCAAAAUCACAAGAAGUCGGCGCACGUUUGACCGAGCGCUCAGAGCUCUGCCCAUCACACAGCACCCACGCAUCUGGCCCCUGUACCUCAAGUUUGCUCGAAAGUUACCCCUGCCUGAGACAGCCAUCCGGGUUUAUCGACGCUAUCUCAAGCUUUCUCCAGAGAAUGCAGAGGAGUACAUCGAUUACCUGCACUCUGUAGGACGGCUGGACGAGGCGGCGGUGCGGCUGGCAGCCGUGGUCAACGACGAAGGGUUUGUCUCAAAAGAGGGGAAGUCAAACUACCAGCUCUGGCACGAGCUUUGUGACCUCAUCUCCAAGAACCCAGACAAGGUGACCUCUCUGAACGUCGGUGCCAUCAUCCGUGGUGGUCUCACGCGCUUUACAGAUCAGCUGGGCAGGCUCUGGUGCUCCAUGGCUGAUUACUACAUCCGCAGCGGCCAUUUCGAGAAGGCGCGUGACGUGUACGAAGAGGCGAUUCAGACUGUCGUCACCGUGCGAGACUUCACUCAGGUGUUCGACAGCUACGCCCAGUUUGAAGAGAGCAUGAUCGCCGCCAAGAUGGAGACCACGUCCGAGAUGGGACAAGACGACGACGACGACAUCGAUCUGGAGUUACGCUUGGCUCGGUUCGAGCAGCUGAUCACACGCCGGCCGCUUUUACUGAACAGCGUGCUGCUGAGGCAGAACCCACACAACGUCCAUGAGUGGCACAAGAGAGUCAAACUGUACGACGGAAUUCCUCGCCAGAUAAUAAACACCUACACCGAAGCCGUGCAGACCGUGGAUGCUGUGAAAGCCACGGGGAAGCCUCACUCACUCUGGGUCUCGUUCGCCCGCUUCUACGAGGAAAACGAACAGCUGGAUGAUGCCAGGACGAUCUUCGAGAAAGCCACCAAGGUGAACUACAAGCAGGUGGACGACCUGGCGGCCGUGUGGUGUGAAUACGGAGAGAUGGAGUUACGGCACGAGAACUACGACCAGGCUCUACGUAUACUCCGGAAAGCCACGGCGAUCCCGGCGAGAAAAGCCGAGUACUUCGAUUCGUCGGAACCGGUGCAGAAUCGAGUGUAUAAAUCCCUGAAGGUCUGGUCCAUGCUGGCAGAUUUGGAGGAGAGCCUCGGGACCUUCCAGUCAACUAAAUCCGUGUACGAUCGCAUCAUCGACCUCCGCAUCGCCACGCCUCAGAUUAUCAUCAACUACGCCAUGUUCCUCGAGGAACACACUUACUUUGAGGAAAGCUUUAAGGCGUACGAGCGCGGCAUCGCGCUGUUCAGGUGGCCGAACGUCUACGAUAUCUGGAACACGUACCUCACCAAGUUCAUCGAUCGCUACGGGGGCAAGAAGCUGGAGAGAGCACGAGACCUGUUUGAGCAGGCUCUGGAUGGGUGUCCACCCAAAUUCGCCAAAACCAUCUACCUGCUCUAUGCUAAGCUGGAGGAGGAGUAUGGACUGGCCCGCCACGCCAUGGCCGUGUACGAGAGAUCGACGCAGGCCGUGGAGACCGAAGAGCGCCACCUUAUGUUCAACAUCUAUAUCAAGAGAGCUGCCGAGAUUUACGGAGUCACUCACACCAGACCCAUCUAUCAGAAAGCCAUCGAGGUUCUCCCAGACGAGCACGCCAGGGACAUGUGUCUACGCUUCGCUGACAUGGAGAGCAAACUGGGUGAGAUCGAUCGUGCGAGAGCUAUUUAUUCCUUCUGCUCCCAGAUGUGCGAUCCCAGGAUGACUGCUCAUUUCUGGCAGACCUGGAAGGAGUUUGAGAUCCGGCACGGGAACGAGGACACGAUCCGCGAGAUGCUCCGGAUAAAGAGAAGCGUCCAAGCGACCUACAAUACACAGGUCAACUUCAUGUCCUCACAGAUGCUCAAAGCAACAACCAGCACUACGGUGUCAGACCUUGCCCCAGGACAGAGUGACAUUGAUGACAUGAAGAUGUUGGAGCAGAAAGCACAGCAGCUGGCUGCAGAGGCUGAACAAGACAAACCCAAACUUAAAGACAAGAUCCUCUUUGUCAGGAGUGACACCUCUCGCAGUGAACUGGCUGAACUCGCCAAACAGGCCAAUCCAGACGAGAUUGACAUUGACGAUGACGAAGAGGACGGAGAUGGAGAUGGAGAACCAGACGAAGUGCAGCUCGAGCAGAAAAGCGUCCCUACAGCUGUGUUCGGAGGACUGAAGGACGACUGAACGGACUAUCGCGACGUUUGUGAUAGAUGAUCUCAGCUUCUUGUGACAGCCAGAAAUUGGGUAUAUUUGCAAAAUGCAAAUGAGCUGAUUAGAAUCGGUCAAGCAUCUGUGCACUUCCUCCUGCUAACGUAAAUGUUGUCCGGUAUCAGGAUUUACUGUCUGGUGUGAUUAACAUAGUGCCACAUAUGAACACCAACACAAGGGGUCACACUUUGCCCUGAUUCACACAAUCCUAAAGAAACAGUCCUGAGUUUUAUAACAUGAUCUGUCACAUUUCUAUUGUGUGUGAAUUACUGCAGUUAGUUUUAUGUUUUUGUGUACUGAUUAAAAAAAAUCCAUCCACUGA
Messenger RNA from Tachysurus fulvidraco (yellow catfish), 3018 nucleotides. RefSeq names its product XPA binding protein 2 (gene xab2). The coding region runs from base 129 to 2672 and encodes 847 amino acids. NCBI's taxonomy places the organism in Eukaryota, Metazoa, Chordata, Actinopteri, Siluriformes, Bagridae. Gene Ontology annotation, cellular component: Prp19 complex; post-mRNA release spliceosomal complex; U2-type catalytic step 2 spliceosome. Gene Ontology annotation, biological process: generation of catalytic spliceosome for first transesterification step; mRNA splicing, via spliceosome. The transcript has 19 exons. The record is from RefSeq and is a predicted model, not a curated record. Gene Ontology annotation, molecular function: protein binding.